Molecule: messenger RNA, 729 nt
Organism: Lecanosticta acicola
Lineage: Eukaryota; Fungi; Ascomycota; Dothideomycetes; Mycosphaerellales; Mycosphaerellaceae
Source: the annotation of a GenBank genome assembly
AUGAGUACGACGUAUACGAGCAGUCCUGGUCUGUCCCUUUUUCCCCCCCAGCAAUACGGUCGGGUAUCUUCGAAUGCAUUCGACGAUGAGGCUCUGGUCUGCGCUUCUCCCAUGCCUCUUGGGUAUUACACUGGCAACGGAGGAGGAAUCUGUAAGCCGCGGAUCUUGUCUUCUAGAUGCAGAUGUCACGCGGCUGGUCCAAGGAUUCAAAGCCAUCAUCUCGCAGAAUCCGGUAAAUGGAAGUCUCGCGGCGGAGAUCAUAGCGGACAACUUCACCAGUAUAUCCGAUAGUGUCAAUUUCGUCGAUGGACUUCCGGUAUGUUGAGCGGAUGUUUUGUGAGGCUCGAGGCGUGGAGUCAUACGCUGAUGGAGCUUUGACAGCUGAAUACCACGAUGACCCGUACUCGAGCCGAGCUCCUGGAGCAAGAGAAGAAACUUCCAGCCGUAGCAACCGUGACCGAUCUCUUCAUUGCGAAUACCUGUGAUGUAGUCACAUGGUAUUUCGAGUUCGGUACGAUACCCUUGGCAACCCGAGGCAUUGCGAUUCUGUUUGUGGACCUUGCUACCAAGAAGAUCUGGAAGGCGUACCGUGAGGUGAAUGUCGGCGCAGUUUUGACAAACCAGGGCAACCCAGAGUGCAAGUCGGAUUUCUCCGUCAGCACUGGCAAGGAAGGUGUUUGGCCAACUUCCUCGAGCUGUCGCGCAACAUGCCAACCGCGGGGCUACUGA